Messenger RNA from Schistosoma bovis, 1421 nucleotides. The record is from the annotation of a GenBank genome assembly. Lineage: Eukaryota; Metazoa; Platyhelminthes; Trematoda; Strigeidida; Schistosomatidae.
AAUUUUUUUCCAUCAGUUGUAGAAUGGCCAUUCUGAAAACAAUAAUCAGUGAUUAAUAUAUGUUGGUCAUUCCUUGUUUAGAUCGACUACAUCCAGCUAUAGCGAAAUAUAGUAGCGUCGAGUUCCGUUUGGAUUUGAUUAUGACCUCUGAUUCGAAUAAAGAAAAUGAGCUGUCUAAGUAUAUUAAAGAGUAUACACCGGGCAUUAUCGAAAAAGAAGUCAGCUAUGGCAAGCAGUUCUCCGUCACAAAAAGCGAAAUCGAACUAGAACCCUUACUGAAACCAAACCCACACCGUUUCGUCCUUUUCCCCAUAGAAUAUCACGAUGUCUGGCAUUUUUAUAAGAAGGCUGUAGCUUCUUUUUGGACUGUGGAAGAGGUGGAUUUGUCCAAAGAUCUCAUACAUUGGGAGUCGCUCAAGGUUGGGGAACGUCAUUUCAUAUCCUACGUGUUAGCUUUCUUUGCGGCGAGUGACGGAAUUGUACUCGAGAACCUCUUAGAACGCUUCAGCCAGGAAGUCCAGAUCCCAGAGGUUCGUUGCUUUUAUGGAAUGCAGAUAGCUAUCGAGAAUAUUCACUCUGAAAUGUACUCUUUAUUAAUUGAUACAUACAUCAAAGACUCCAAAGAAAGGGACUUUCUCUUCAACGCCAUAAGCAACUUAACUUGUGUUGCAAAAAAGGCUCAGUGGGCAUUAGAUUGGAUUGGAGAUUCCAAAUCUACUUUUGCAGAACGUUUAAUUGCUUUUGCAGCAGUGGAAGGUGUUUUUUUUUCUGGUAGCUUCGCAGCUAUAUUCUGGCUUAAGAAACGGGGUCUUAUGCCUGGACUGUCUUUUAGCAAUGAAUUAAUCAGUAGAGACGAAGGACUACAUUGUGAUUUCGCUUGUCUAUUAUUUAAACAUAUUAUCAAAAAGCCUUCGAAAGAACGUGUUGAGUCAAUAAUAAGAGAGGCGGUUCUAAUAGAACAGGAGUUUUUAUCAGAAGCUCUACCAGUCAGCUUAAUUGGAAUGAAUUGCAAACUGAUGUGUCAGUACAUUGAAUUUAUCGCAGACAGGCUACUAGUUGAACUUGGUUAUGAAAAGAUGUAUCAUUCUGACAAUCCUUUUGACUUUAUGGAAAAUAUAUCGAUCGAAGGAAAGACAAACUUUUUUGAGAAGCGAGUUGGUGAAUAUCAACGUGCUGGUGUCAUGUCUCGAGCGAGAGGCGAAUCAACCCAUAACUUUUCUGUUGAUGAAGAUUUUUAAUAUGCAUUUAUAUCUUUAUAGAUCUUGACCAGUCUUAUCCGUACUUGGUUCUCAGGGUUUCAUAUCUGGGGCUGUAAACGCUCUGCCAAAGCGACUCCAGUACUCAAUUUGUUAUGAGGUAUUUUUGACUCAUUAGUUUUCUCGCUCUGUAGUUACUAAAUAUACUUUUCGAGUGGUUAGUCA